This is a messenger RNA of Harmonia axyridis, 2185 nucleotides long. Its product is annotated as proton-coupled amino acid transporter-like protein pathetic. The record is from RefSeq and is a predicted model, not a curated record. Gene Ontology annotation, biological process: amino acid transmembrane transport. Lineage: Eukaryota; Metazoa; Arthropoda; Insecta; Coleoptera; Coccinellidae. The transcript has 8 exons. The coding region runs from base 117 to 1607 and encodes 496 amino acids. Gene Ontology annotation, cellular component: vacuolar membrane. Gene Ontology annotation, molecular function: amino acid transmembrane transporter activity.
AACAAAAUUGAUAUUUCAACUAAAUCGAUUUCAAACGUGUACAUAACCUAUGAAUCUCAAAAUUAAUUCCAAAAAUUUUACACAAUUGAAAAAGUGUCAAGAAUCAUCAAUGUGCUAUGAAAAAUUUCACAGGAUUUCGUGUGUUACUUUAUGCCCAGAGGACUAUAAACGGAUUCUAUUUGAUAAAAGUUAUUGGUACAGCAAUGUCCACGCAGAAGGAAAAAUACCCAUCCACGUUCAACAUAGAAGACUUCAACUCUACGACCGUCCUCACAAAAAAUGCCUUACAGAAGGAGAAGGAGAGCAAGGGUGAAAUUGAUGAGUACAACCCUUACGAGCACAGACAUCUGGAUCAUCCCAAUACAUUUACUGGUGCUCUGAUCCAUCUGCUCAAAACCUCAUUGGGGACAGGAAUUUUGGCGGUACCGUUCGCCUACAGGAGUGUUGGUUUCGGAACUGGACUUGUAGGAACUGUGCUAAUAGGAGCAUUAUGUACCCACACUGUAACAUUGCUGGUUUCAGCUUCUCAACGGAUGUGUCGUCAGACUCAAGUACCCCAACUUAGUUUUGCAGAAACAGUAGAAUCGGUUUUCAAAAAUGGUCCAGAGCAAGUUAGAGGCUGGUCCACAUUCUCAAGGAUAUUCGUAGAAAUUGGCCUGAUCCUAACCUACUUAUUCAGUGACUCCGUUUACUCCGUAUUUGUGGGAACAUCCUUGAAAGAGAUUGUCGAUUUUUACUGCCCAGAUGCCCGAAGCUAUGGAAUGGAGUACUACCUCAUUGCCCAAAUGAUACCCCUUCUAUUUUUGUGCCAAAUAAGACCCCUCAAGUUCCUGGUACCAUUUUCAACGGUCGCUAACGGUUCCAUGGUGGUGGCCUUCGCCGUAACUUUUUUCUACAUGUUCAGGGACGCCGAACAUGUAUCUGUCAGUGAGAGAUCAGCAGUCAAGGCAGAUGUCAUGGGUAUACCCCAUUUCGUCAGUACCGUGGUGUUUGCCAUGGAAGGUAUUGGUGCUAUUAUGCCCCUAGAGAACUCCAUGGUGGAAGCAGGAUUUCUUGGAUGUCCUGGUGUCCUGUACAUCGCUAUGAGUUCAAUUAUCACACUGUAUGCUUCCAUAGGAUUCGUCGGGUAUUACGCUUAUGGGGAUGGUACCCAAGCCAGUAUUAUUACCAAUCUGCCUACAGAUGAGUGGGCAUCUCAAUUAGCUAGAGGCUGCAUAGCCCUCUCGAUCUUCUUCACGUUUAUGCUCCAAUUCUACGUACCCAUGGAAAUCACGUGGAAAAACGUAAAACCGCACAUCCCAAAGCACUCAAGGAACAUUGCACAGAUAUUGAUCAGGCUGGUAGGAGUGAUAUUCGCCAUUGGUGUAGCCAUAGCAGUACCUGAUCUAUCUGCACUGAUCUCCCUAGUUGGAGCAGUAUUCUUCUCAACAUUGGGAAUCUUUGUUCCAGCUCUAGUCGACACCAUAAUCAAAUGGGAGGAUGGUUUAGGCAGAUACAAUUGGAUAUUGAUAAAGAACAUUCUGAUCUGCAUAUUUUCUGUGUUCGCUUUAGUAUCUGGUGGCUAUUUCUCGGUCUUAGAGAUGUUAUAUCCAGUUCAUAAAGAUUAAGGUUAGCUCAACUCCAACUAUAGUAUAUACUCGCAAUUGCCAUUUGGGUGGAGUGGAGAUUAGCCACUUUGACCCAUUCAAAAUUCUGAUUUUCAGUUAUGUAUAGUGAAAAUGGUACGUGAAUGUACCAAGUAGCCAAGUAAAUAAGUCAUUCAGUUAGUGAGAUUAUAUAUAGAUCGUAAGGUCAAUUAUUCUAUGAAAUAUUUUUGAAGAGAUACAAUUGUAUCCUCGAUACUCGCCAAACUAUACUAGAAUCUGCAUAUAACGAAUCAAAAAACUGACGAUGCCAAAAUUGAAAUUCGAAGAAGACACCUUGAUUUAAAAGUAGAACUCGAAGAAAUAGAAACUUAUGUAACGGAUAAAAUACUUCGUAAAUCAUAAGAAACUUAUAUCGAAUCCACAAAUAGCCUUUUAUAAUUGAAGAGUAGUUUAGGGAUUAACAAAUAUUGAUUAAGUGAAGACUGUGAUCACUCAAGUGAGAAUGUAAAUAUUAUCUAUAUUUUAUUUAAUUAUUGUAAGUUUGAGAUAUGUAAAUAAGAGAAGAAUAAAGAUCGAAGAAUUAUUAUCUUCAAAAUAUU